UUCGCGACACUGGCUUGCCGUCCACCACGCCAGUCACAUAUCACGUGUUGAAGAUUCAAACUUUUUGUCCUUUCCCAACAGCCGAAAGUGAUUGAUAAAUACGUCAGUAUUUUGGGAUAUAUUUUACAUCAGUGAGUUAAUUCGGCCCUUAGGCGAUACACAACGAGACUCCCACAAUGGAUUCCGAAAGCUUCAAGGAUUUCGCUAAAGAAAUGGCUGAUUUUAUCGCCAAUUACCUGGAAAACAUCCGAGACAGGCGCGUUUUGCCGACUGUUGAGCCCGGAUAUAUCAAGCCACUGUUGCCAUCGGAGGCACCACAGGCACCGGAACGGUGGGAGGAUAUCAUGGGAGAUAUCGAGAGAGUUAUCAUGCCAGGAGUAACACACUGGCACAGCCCCAGAUUUCACGCAUAUUUCCCAACCGCCCAGUCCUACCCGGCAAUCGUCGCCGAUAUGCUCAGCGGUGCUAUCGCCUGUAUAGGUUUCACAUGGAUUGCGAGUCCCGCAUGUACAGAAUUGGAAGUAGUGAUGCUGGACUGGCUAGGAAAAAUGCUGGACCUCCCCAAAGAGUUCCUCGCUUGCAGCGGCGGAAAAGGCGGAGGUGUCAUUCAGGGAACAGCGAGUGAAGCCACCCUGGUCGCUCUGCUGGGCGCCAAGGCCAAGAAAAUUCGCCAAGUGAAGGAUGAGCAUCCGGACUGGACCGACACACAGAUCACUGGGAAACUAGUGGCUUACGCCUCCUAUCAGGCUCACAGUUCUGUCGAACGUGCCGGACUUCUUGGUGGCGUUCAAUUCAAACUCGUUGAUGUGGACGCCAAGUAUAAAAUGAGGGGGGAUACUCUCGCUGAAGUAAUUCGACAGGAUAAAGAGAAGGGGCUCAUUCCGUUCUACGCUGUUGCCACUUUAGGAACUACUUGCUCCUGUGCUUUUGAUAGAUUGGAUGAAAUUGGUCCUGUCUGCAAUGAGGAGGGAAUCUGGCUGCAUGUUGAUGCUGCUUAUGCUGGAUCUGCAUUCAUCUGCCCGGAAUUUCGUUACUUGAUGAAGGGAAUUGAAAGGGCUGAUUCCUUCAAUUUCAACCCACACAAAUGGAUGCUAGUGAAUUUUGAUUGUUCAACCAUGUGGCUGAAGGAUCCAACUUAUGUGAUAAACGCGUUCAAUGUAGAUCCGUUGUACUUGAAACAUGAUAUGCAGGGUUCAGCACCAGAUUAUAGGCACUGGCAAAUCCCCCUGGGACGACGUUUCCGCGCCCUAAAACUCUGGUUCGUCCUCCGCAUCUACGGAGUAGAAAAUCUCCAAAAGUUCAUACGCAAGCACGUCUCCCUAGCGAAGGAAUUUGAACAACUAGUCCUCAGUGAUUCACGAUUUGAAAUUGUAGCUGAAGUCGUUCUCGGGCUUGUUUGCUUCAGGCUCAAGGCUUCAAAUGACGUCAACGAAACCCUCUUGAAAAGGAUCAACGGCGCUGGUCUCAUCCACUUAGUCCCCUCAAAGAUAAACGACACGUACUUCCUCCGUGUGGCCAUAUGCUCACGAUUCAGCGAGAGCAAAGACAUCGAGAAUUCCUGGAAGGAGAUAAAACUUCGCGCUGACGAGGUCCUCGAGGAGCAAUCAGUCUCCAAGUGAUGGCGGGCGCACAUAACACGUGGCUGUCGUGCACUAGCCCCAGCCACUUGCAAUCAGUCCUAAUCAAUGUCGAAGAAACACAUCACCAAGUUUGAACCUUUGCCAUGCACCCGCUGACACCGACCUUGUGCAACUUUCACUGAUCGAGUCUGCGGGUCUCUAGAUAUUAUGACAGUUGCUUUGAUGUUACAAGUGUCUCGAUGUUAUCCCCCACCGUCGAUCACCCACUCGUUCCGCAAUAGUUUUUAAUCACCUGUACGUGGGAUUUAUUCCGCAAUCAAAUUUACCUUGGGCGCAGACUUUUUUCCUCUGAUAUUUUGCGACUGGAACGAAUUGACUCGACGUUUUCUUUCGUUUUGUAAAUACAUUACUAGAGAUUGAGUUUUUUAUGUAUAUAUCGGUAGGUGAAUAGUUGGUAUUUAUUUUUAUUAUGACAGAUUGUAGAGAAACCGGUAGUGAAGCGGUGAAAACGAGAUGUCUCAACUCGAUUUCUUUGCAAAUGUUCCGAAUUUAGGCCGAAUUACGAAAUUUUCAUGGAGAUUUUUUUUGUAGAACUGAAAAAGAGUCCUCAUUUGAUUUCGCUAUCUGAUUUGAAUAUCUCGAAUAAUUGUAAAAUAAUUAUUGCAGAUCGAUGCAAAAUUCAUGAAAACUCAUUUUCAUCGAUAUAUUUCUUGGAAUGUAAUAGACAAAUUUUAAAAAUCUUUUAAAAAAGAUUUCCAUGGAAUUUCGAUUUCUUAUUUUUCUCCAGAGAUAUUGACGAAAAAAUCAGCGGGUUAUUUCCAGGCGAAAUCUAAUUGUCAGUUUUCGAUAGAUAUUUUUGAAUCUAAUACAACUAGUUGAAUUUCCACGAAGACAUUUUUGCGGUGAAAAUUCAAUCAAAAAAAUUAAGUUGAUGAUUUGGUUAUUUGCGAAAAAGAUACAAUACCCUUAUUGCAAAGGGGGGAAAGACAAUAAGCUGUAUAAUAGCUUAGUAUUAAAAAGUCAGAAGUGCAAGUUAACAAUAACAAAGACAGAAAUAAUAAAAAUCAAAAAGCAAAUCCGCCAAAAAAAUUAAGUUGGAGAUCAUCAAAUUAUUAACGACGCGACGUUUCGCCAAUUAUUUUAGCUUUCCUCUUUCCUAUGAUCUACAGCUAAAUUUAUUAUUAUGAAGAUGACCAUAACCAUCAAAUAAGGAAAAACGAAAAAAAUAUUCUUCAUAUAUCUCGGCUGCAAAAACAUUCAGAGAAAGUUCGUUUUAUCGCUUCACUACUAAAAUAAAAAAAAUUAUAAAAUAAAUAUUUGUGCCGUUACAUGCAUUUGAUAAAUACCGCUGCAGUUAGGACAAUAAAUAAAUUUAGCUGGCGUCCAACAGCUCAGGAUAAGCAACCGAGCUAUAGCAUAUUAGCAAUAAAACUGAAACAAUGAUUUAUUCAAUGGGACCAACGGGAAAGUAUUCAAGAAUGUUGGAGAUGGAGAGUGUACCUGUUGUACUUAUGUACACUGAGAGAAAAAAUGCUUUUUGCGAAGGAAUUCCUUUUUGGGAGAAGAAUUUUUUGUGGUCAUUCCGGCCGUACGGCAGUCUUUCACGGACGCUAUCCGUCCGUGUAUCACUGCUUACAGCCGUUAUGACAAAAAAUAUUUUUCAUCACGCUGUGCGAAAAAGUAACUUU
Messenger RNA from Diachasma alloeum, 3268 nucleotides. RefSeq names its product aromatic-L-amino-acid decarboxylase (gene Ddc). The transcript has 9 exons. Gene Ontology annotation, biological process: amino acid metabolic process; catecholamine metabolic process; serotonin biosynthetic process. NCBI's taxonomy places the organism in Eukaryota, Metazoa, Arthropoda, Insecta, Hymenoptera, Braconidae. Gene Ontology annotation, molecular function: aromatic-L-amino-acid decarboxylase activity; pyridoxal phosphate binding. The record is from RefSeq and is a predicted model, not a curated record. The coding region runs from base 177 to 1619 and encodes 480 amino acids.